CUUAAAUAUAAAAGUAUGGCAAAGAGAAAAGCGGUGUGAAAAGUGAAAGGAAAAAAAGAUCAAAAGAGAAUAAAAAUGAAUGUGGAGGAAGAGGUCACACGACUCCAGGAAGAAAUUCAGAGGCUAGGCAAGGUUCAGUCUAAUGGCUCUUACAAGGUCACAUUCGGAGUGCUAUUUAAUGACGAUAGGUGUGCGAACAUAUUUGAAGCACUUGUUGGGACCCUAAGAGCAGCAAAGAAGCGUAAAAUUGUUACAUAUGAUGGUGAGCUUCUGCUGCAAGGAGUGCACGAUAAUGUGGAAAUCACACUCAAACCAGUGCCGGCAGCAGAAUCAGUGUCAGAAUCAGCACCGGCAACAGCUGCAACCUAGUCUAAAGAUUCAAGGCAUUGUGCAAUUGUGGUGAGCAGAGUUUGCGAUCCUGCAAAUCCCUUUAUAUAAAUUACUCAUGUUGUGGGCGUAUAUUGUGAAGUUAUUAUAUGUUUGAGGUUCCCUUUGCUUUCAUUUUUCUUGCUUUGAAUCAGAAGUCAAGCUGAAGGACAGUGCCGAUGGCAACCACGUUUGUAUCCACUUUAUAAAUAAAUGGAAAUUGAGUCUCACUGCUAUAUAGCAUGUUUCUCUA
Molecule: messenger RNA, 619 nt
Organism: Mangifera indica (mango)
Lineage: Eukaryota; Viridiplantae; Streptophyta; Magnoliopsida; Sapindales; Anacardiaceae
Product: costars family protein
Exons: 2
Coding region: 76-369 (97 amino acids)
Biological process (GO): regulation of actin filament-based process
Source: RefSeq, a predicted model, not a curated record